Messenger RNA from Verticillium alfalfae VaMs.102, 1050 nucleotides. RefSeq lists its product as hypothetical. Bases 1 to 1050 code for a protein of 349 amino acids. NCBI's taxonomy places the organism in Eukaryota, Fungi, Ascomycota, Sordariomycetes, Glomerellales, Plectosphaerellaceae. The record is from RefSeq and is a predicted model, not a curated record. The transcript has 2 exons.
AUGGCCAUGUCGGACUUAGGCUUUCGAUCGAUCACUACUGCAUUGCAAGACGACCAGCCCCUCGACCUCGUCAACCUCCAGGACUUCGACUUUGACUUGUUCACAUCGGAAGACAGCGCUCAGUCUCAGUCGCUCUACACACUCGCUCCCGACUUCGCCCUCCACUACAAAACUCCUGCGGCGGCCUCACCCAUAGCCACACCCCGGAGGCCUCGCACCACCAACUUCCUGGCGCUCCCCUCCUCGUCGACACCCACCACGACAUUCGACGAAACCUCCCUCAGCAUCAACAAUCUUCCUGAUCUGAUGCCGUCGGAAACAUCAUGGGCCUUGGGCAACCAGUACACGUCCAGGCCCAUGGGCCGCCUCCCCCACCAGCGUGAAUCGUCGUUGUCUUCACUAGGCUCCGCCGGCCCUGCGUCCCCUUACAACCACAGCACGUCCAACCCGCAGAUCGCCAUUACCGAUUCAGCAAAUGACCACUACAACGAUGCCCAGGCACAUGACGGAGGUGCUCAGUACUACCAGUUGAGCAAAGCCAUGAACGGUACUCAGGAAGGUGGCUUGUACUCCAGCUAUCAUGCAUUUGGCGGAAUGGACCACUCCGACAUGGGGUAUCCAGUCGCUAUUGCAAUGCAACGGCCGCGGACGGAUAAGUCAUUACUUCCAGCGCCGGAAUUUCCCGUGCAUUCAAGAUCUCAUCCGACUUCUGUGGCAAGUUCAACGGCGGGCGGUGAUUCACCAGCUACACCCACGACGGGCGAACCUGACGACGACCGAAGACGACGAACUGGUAAGUGGUACAUGUGGCAACAGGGAAUGCACUCGAAUACUCACACGUCACCCGCAGUUCUCCCGGAACCGCCCAAGCUAGAUCGCACCAUGACAGAUGUUUACAGCGAUGAGCUCUACAGUCCCAGUUUCAACAUUGUAUCCGCGUCUUCGCCCCAGAGCCAGCUGGCCGUGUCACCCAACAAUGAUCUAUUCACACAGCGGCUGCAGGCAGCCAAUAGCCAACACCUGAAUGCUGUUCACUCUCCCACCUCAUAG